This is a messenger RNA of Brenthis ino (lesser marbled fritillary), 2775 nucleotides long. The record is from the annotation of a GenBank genome assembly. Lineage: Eukaryota; Metazoa; Arthropoda; Insecta; Lepidoptera; Nymphalidae.
AUGAGAAAGGUGAACAAUGACAGCAUGUCCCCGCCGCGAGCGAUGACCCUGCUGGGCGCCGGGGGUCGCGAGCCUUCGGCGGGGCCCGCCCGGCACCACGCGCCCCUCUACCCGCCCUCGACAUGUUUUAUAAAGCAUUUCACGCUUAUUAGGCUAUAUCUACUAUUUCUACGGGUGAUAUCUUAUUUACGCGACGCCACUAUACCGCGGGAGGGCGUGAACUUUAAUUUUCCAAAGCGUCCGCUAGUCAAAUUAAAAGCGAAUUUGUUCCCAUUUCGAACUAGUACAUUGUUUUGCGAUAUUAAUACGUUGUUAGUGAAUGCUAUAGUGCAAUUAUUCAUUGUUGCCAAGUGUAUAGUGUGCGUGUCGCGUGUUCGGGGCGGUCAAAUAGUCUUGCUACUCUUACUGAGUGGACAACUUAGAUACAGUGAAGGGAGACGUGAUAACGACUUGCAUAUUGGUGGGAUAUUCCCCAUGGAAGGAGAGGGAGGUUGGCAAGGAGGGCAAGCUUGCAAGCCGGCUGCUGAGCUAGCUCUCGCUGAUGUAAAUGCUAGAUCGGAUCUCUUAUCGGGAUUCAAAUUACUUCUUCACAGCAAUGACAGCAAGUGUGAACCUGGACUUGGUGCAAGUGUCAUGUACAACUUGCUAUACAAUCCGCCACAAAAGUUGUUGUUACUGGCAGGCUGCUCGACCGUGUGUACAACUGUUGCGGAAGCAGCCAAAAUGUGGAACCUCAUGGUCCUAUGUUAUGGAGCUUCGUCACCAGCGCUGUCAGACCGAGCGCGGUUCCCGACCUUGUUCCGCACACACCCAUCUGCCACAGUACACAACCCUACAAGAAUAAAACUGAUGCAAAAGUUUGGCUGGUCUCGCAUCGCAAUCUUGCAACAAGCAGAGGAAGUGUUUAUAUCGACUGUGGAAGAUUUAGAAGCCCACUGUAAGAAAUCUGGCAUAGAAAUAGUAACACGGCAGUCGUUUCUAUCAGACCCUAGUGAUGCUGUAAGAAAUUUAAGAAGGCAGGAUGCUAGGGUCAUUGUCGGCUUGUUCUAUGUGGUGGCGGCCAGGCGAGUGUUGUGCGAAGUAUACAAACAUAAGCUGUAUGGAAAAUCUUACGUUUGGUUUUUUAUUGGUUGGUACGAAGAUAAUUGGUUCGAGACGAACUUAGAGCGGGAGGGUUUGGAAUGUACGCCAGAACAAAUGCGAGAGGCGGCCGAGGGCCAUCUUACCACAGAAGCCCUGAUGUGGAAUCAGAACGCUAAUCAAACAACUAUAUCUGGCAUGACUUCAGAAGAUUUUCGAUCACGCUUGAACGAGGCACUCCGUGAAGCCGGCUAUAACAUCGACGGAGAAAGAUUUCCAGAGGGAUAUCAGGAGGCGCCUCUAGCCUACGACGCUGUUUGGGCCGUCGCUUUAGCUUUCAAUAAAACAAUGGAGAAAUUAGAAAAAAGCGGUUUGAGUUUAAAGAAUUUCACUUAUACAAAUAAGAAAAUCGCCGAUGACAUUUACGAAGCAAUAAACUCGACGUCGUUUCUUGGUGUAUCGGGUUUGGUGGCAUUUUCCUCGCAAGGAGAUCGAAUAGCCUUGACGCAGAUAGAGCAACUAAGCGACAACCACUACGUUAAACUAGGAUACUACGACACUCAAGCUGACAACCUGACAUGGCUCGAUAGGGAACGAUGGGUUGGUGGUAAAGUGCCGCCAGACCGCACAGUGGUGGUGAACGAACUGCGCACGGUGUCACUAUCCUUAUUCGCCUGCAUGACAGCACUUUGCAUAGCCGGCAUUCUUGCAGCCAUCGGUUUGAUCAUCUUCAACAUUUUACAUAGACACAGACGGGUAAUCCAAUGGUCACAUCCAGCUUGCAACACUGUGAUGCUGUGCGGCUGUUGCAUAUGCUUCGGCGCUGCAAUAGCUCUAGGAGUAGAUGGGAGAUGGGUGCAGCCUCAGCAUUUCCCCGGUCUUUGUGCUGCAAGGGCCUGGCUUCUCGCAACUGGCUUUUCAAUGGCAUAUGGCGCCAUGUUUACUAAAGUAUGGCGUGUACACAGACAUACAACGAAACCAAAACCGGAAACUAAGAAUCGUAUGCACGGUUGGAAGUUAUACACCAUGGUGGGCGGACUGCUAGUAUUGGAUGCUGCAUUGCUCACAGCGUGGCAGCUUCGAGAUCCUCUUCAGCGUCGCGUUGAGAUAUUCCCACUGGAAGCCCCUCGACAUCACGAUGACGAUGUCCAUAUUCGGCCUGAGUUGGAACAUUGUGAAAGCGAGCAUAAUACUGUUUGGUUAGGUGUAAUGUAUGGAUAUAAAGGACUCGUGUUAGUAUUCGGACUGUUCCUAGCCUACGAGACCCGUUCAGUGAAAGUACGGCAAAUCAAUGACUCGCGGUACGUAGGCAUGAGCAUCUACAACGUAGUGGUGCUCUGCCUCAUAACUGCUCCAGUAACAUUGGUUAUAGCGAGUCAGCAAGAUGCAGCCUUCGCAUUCGUCUCCCUAGCAAUUGUCUUCUGUUGCUUUCUCAGCAUGGCACUUAUUUUCGUUCCAAAGGUGAUAGAGGUUAUACGACACCCCACAGAGCGCGUUGAGAGCGGUCGGGGAUCGGGCUCCGGCUCCGCCCCCGCAGAUGAAGAGCGAUAUCGUGAAUUAGUAAAGGAAAAUGAGGAGUUGCAAAAACUUAUAGCACAGAAAGAAGAAAGAAUCCGGGUACUUAAACAAAAAUUGGCAGAAAAAGAAGCAGCGGCAGCGGAUGGAGUGACGCAAGAUGUUCAGGACGAACAGAUC